AUGCAGCUCACCAAUGCCGCCGCGCUGGCUGUCGCCUUCCUCACCCCCUCCGGCCUCGCCGCUCCUUACUUCGUCCCGACGAGCGUCACUGUCCAACUUGCCAAUGACCAGUCCGGCGUCAAUGCCGACAUCGCUGUCCCUGCCGACGGUCAGGCCUACUCCAUUCAACAACUCUACGGCAAUACUCCUGUCGCCGCGCAAGGUCUUGUCUUUGCCUCAAGCGCCCAGGUUGUCUCAUUCCAGGAGGGAACUUCCUGCACGAUUACUGGGCAGACUAGCCCCAGCGUGACUCUGAACUCCCAGAGGACCUGGGAGUCGUUCGGUGGCGAGGUGGACUUGUGCUCUGCUUUUAUCACUUGUGUUUGCGAGGGCAUGUAA
This is a messenger RNA of Penicillium lagena, 378 nucleotides long. RefSeq lists its product as uncharacterized. The record is from RefSeq and is a predicted model, not a curated record. Lineage: Eukaryota; Fungi; Ascomycota; Eurotiomycetes; Eurotiales; Aspergillaceae. Bases 1 to 378 code for a protein of 125 amino acids. The transcript has a single exon.